GAAUUCGCGGGGACCUUAUGUCAAGUGACGACUUGUCAAAAUGCUCCCUAUUCCCCCACCUGACCUACUUAAUGCACCUUGGUGUGUUGUGGUCUGAGGUGGGCGAAAUAGUUGGGCUGUCACAAAGUCUGUGUGUGUUGAAAAAUUUUCGACUACGGCUACGGCCCCUUGAUGGCUGGCCCUGCUGCGCUGCAAAGAAGCACCCACAGUGAAAAGCGGACGGCAACACAGCAGCAGCAGCAGCAGCAGCAGCCCUCCGGAAGGUGAACGCGGGUUUGUCCCACCGCGAACUCCCCAUUCACCAAUCCUCUCGCCAUCCCCACCCCGAAAGCGCACGGAACACCAGCAGCAGGUGCGGGCAUCCAGACGGCUAUCUCCCUGCGCUGUUCACCAGCAGCAGCAGCAGCAUCAUCAUCAUCAUCAUCACCAUCGCCGUCGGGUGUCGAGCGGCGGGUACGCGAGGCACGAGCGGACGGAAGGGAGACGCCGCGUUUCGCCCGUCCCUGCGCUGCUGCAGCGAUGGCCAGUGGAAGCGAGAGCUCGGACGAGUUCUACGAUGCACUGGAUGACAGCGUGCUGGCGAGAUCGUCGACCGAAGGGGGUGGCGCAGGGGGAGGAGAAGGGGCAGGAGGUGCCAGCAGAAGGCGUACCGAGCACCCGUCGACCGGGGCGGGUCACUCCGGUGCGACUGUAGCAGGCGGCCACCAUGCGUCGGCGGCACCGCACACUACGGACACGCUGACGCAGCGGCACCCGGCCGCCCAGCAGGACCGGAUCGAUGCGAUGGGCGAGAGCAGUGCCUUCGCCGUCGCCGCCACCAAGAGGAGUCACCCCAAACCGACCGGUGGGCCGUUGGGUGGCCCGUCCGCUACCUUCGCCGAACAGCCCUUCAAGGAACCGAAAUCGCUUCGUAGUCAGCGAUUUCACGAGCUGCGCCAAAGCAUGCAAAACGACGAAGACGAGAAUCCGGGCAAUAUACUGACACCUGACUCGCAGAACAGCUCCGUCGAGGGCAUGUACGUGUCGACGGGCCGUUCGAACUAUCCGUUUCGCGUGAUUGAGAGCGACGUCGCCAGCAUCCACAGCAUUUCCUCGCUCGGGAUAGUCGGCCGCAUCAUGGCCGGUGGCAGCAUCGAUACGUUCGCACACAGCGCCGGUUCGUCCAGCGUGAAGCAGGUGGCGGUACCGGGGAAACAGCAGCCACCGAGCAAAAAGGGUACCAGUGGAACCGGUGGCCAGAUACAGGCAGCGAAUUCUGACGUUAUCAGCAGCACAAAGAACGCGGUCCAGUCGAAAGCCACCGAUGCAACGUUCGCCGUCCCCGUCACCGCGCCCAGCACCGCCGGCGCCGCUGCGGUCGUGCACGAGCGCCCCGUGGCGCCGCCGCGCCGCAAGAAGAAGGCGCGCAAACUCUCCAGCAGCUCGUCCGAGCAGUUUAACAUGAACGAAGGCCUUACGCUACCACCGGCGGACAGCUCGUCGAGCGAGCUGCUGAUGGUGAAGAUACCGCCACCGGCGGCCAGCAGCCAGAGCGACAGUGGUCCCGGUCCGGGCCCCGUUGCCCUCGCCGCCGUCGCAACGGCCAAGCACGCGGGCGGCAGCAGCAGCACCGGCAGCAAUGGGGUGAGCAGCGCCAGCAGUGCGGACGUUACCACGACCGGCGGUGACAGUAACAGCGGCCAGACGCUGCCGUCGCCCGCCACGCUCGAGUCGAUUACGCGCGAAAUCGAAAACUCGUUCGAGGAGGCGGCAACCGCGGUGGCGAACGGUGCCGGCGUCCCGUCCGCCCUCACGAACGGGGGCAAUGGGGCGGGCACGGGCGGCAGCGGCAGUGGCGGAGGCGGCGGCGGCGGUUCGCUUACCCGCAUGACGCUCGGCGGCAGCCAGACCAAGUGCAGCCAUAUCAGCCCGACCGGCAGCCUGAAGAGCGUGUCCGGCCCGUCGUCCCACGUCAGCUGGACGGACAACGCGCAGGGGCUGAACAUCUACAAGGCGACCAAGGGCCAGUACGUGGUGAAGCCGACCGACGGUGCGUUCAACAAGGCGGAGGGGCCGUCGCGGGACGAGAUCGCGCGGGUCGAGCGGAUCCGGCGCGAGUUCUUCCGCAACGUGGGCAGCAGCGGCAUCGGGAUGGUGAGUGGUGGCGUCGGCAGCAUGGGCAUCGGCGGCGGCACGGGCAGUGUCGGCACGGGUGUGCCGGGGCUCGGGGUCGGCGGGAUGGGCAGCCAUCGGAAGAACUACUCCAUCACCGGCACGAACAGCCUCGAGGGCGGCAUGCGGCACGGGAGCCUCGCGGCCAAGCAGCUGCAGCUGCGCGAGCGCCGCAAGUCGGCCGGCGACGAGGAGCAGUUCAAGCAGAUGAACAUGUACGUGCGGACGCGCACCAACUCGGGCAAGCAGCUGACCGACAUGGAGAUACUCGAGCAGGUGCCGGUGAAAAACCUCGACACCGGGGAAAACUUCCCCCUCUCGGCGGUGGAGGAGAAGCUGCCCCAGUGCAUCAAUCCGCUCUCGCUGCACAUCAUGCGGCUGACCAGCCACAUCCCGGAGACGGACGAGGAGUCGGUCGGCCCGCAGCCCGACUCGGACUCGAUACAGCUGCCCGGCUACGAGGAGGAGCUCGAGUCGGAGGGGCUCGAGGGCGGCCGGCUGAAGCGGCGGACCGCCCGGCUGAAGCGGUUCUUCCGCACCACCGCGAAGAAGACGGUCAGCAAGGCGAAGUCGAUCGCGUCGGAGGUGUCGCACGCCCGGCACAAGGAGGACGUGGCGGACAUACAGGACGUGGGCAACCCGGAGCAGAACAUCAAGAUCAAGGCGUCCAGCACGAACAAGGGCCCGUACGACUUUGCCAAGCUGCAGCACGUGCAGGACCUGUCCGGCGAGCACACGGUCGCCGUCUGGUGCAUGAAGUUUAGCAGCUGCGGCCGGCUGCUGGCGACGGCCGGCCAGGACCGCGUCCUCUGCAUCUGGGUGCUGAAGGACGCGUACCCGUUCUUUCAAACGAUGCGCACCAAGUACAACGCGGACCAGAAAGCGUCCCCGACGCCGUCGGAGGAGGCGCUGAACGCGUCGAUGAUCGCGUCGCCGGCGGACGAAUCGCUCACCUCGGUGCAGUCGGACGAGUCGGUCUCGUCGCCCGGCCCGUUCAUGCCGCGCUCGUUCUGCACCUACACCGGCCACACGUCCGACCUGCUCGACGUGUCCUGGUCGAAGAACUACUUCAUCCUGUCGAGCUCGAUGGACAAAACGGUGCGGCUGUGGCACAUCUCGCGCCGCGAGUGUCUCUGCUGCUUUCAGCACAUCGACUUCGUGACGGCGAUCGCGUUCCAUCCGCGGGACGAUCGCUACUUCCUGAGCGGCAGCCUGGACGGCAAGCUGCGCCUGUGGAACAUCCCGGAGAAGAAGGUCGCGCUCUGGAACGAGGUGGACGGGCAGACGAAGCUAAUAACGGCGGCCAACUUCUGUGCGAACGGCAAGUUUGCGGUGGUGGGCACGUACGACGGGCGCUGCAUUUUCUACAACACGGACCAGCUGAAGUACCACACGCAGAUACACGUCCGCUCGACCCGCGGGCGGAAUGCGAUCGGCCGGAAGAUUAGCGGUAUCGAACCGAUGCCAGGCGAGGACAAAAUUCUGGUCACCUCCAACGACAGCCGCAUCCGGCUGUACGAUUUGCGGGACCUGAACCUGAGCUGCAAGUACAAGGGCUACCUGAACUCGUCCUCCCAGAUCAAGGCAUCGUUCAGCCACGACGGCAAGUACAUCAUAUCCGGCUCGGAGAACCAGUGCAUCUACAUCUGGAAGACGCAGCACGAGUACGCUAAGCUCAGCUCGGUUCGGCGCGAUCGAAGCGAUUUCUGGGAAGGCAUCAAGGCGCACAACGCGACCGUCACGUGUGCAAUCUUCGCACCGAAGCCGGAGGCAAUCAUCAUGCUCGAUCCGGACGAAACGGCGAGCAACAGCGAGAUCUCCCUUAACCAAUCGUUCGUGGAGCAGAGCAAAAAGGCGUGCCGGGGGUACGUGAUGGUGAGUGCCGACUUUAGCGGCUGCAUCAAGGUGUUCAUCAACAAAACGAAACCGAAGCACAGCAGCCUGCCGUACACGGCGAUAGCGGACUAAUGCGCCUGGUGACCCGUGCUGCGUGACGUCACGCUGGGGGAAGAAAUCGCAAGGGGACGGACAAUAGCUAAAACAAAAAAGGAACCUGUGGGCAGCUAGGAACCAGUAGAAGAAGAAAGAACAAAAUUGUGAUGUGUAAAGAAGACGAAGACGACGAGAAGCAGAGAGAAGGGAAAGGGAGAGGGUGCGAAAAGGGUAGCGACGACGAACUACUAACGCAGCGCGCAGUCUCCAUUACAGCCGUUGCGUGUAUCGUGACCAGCGGGACUACUCCUUCCUUUAUCUGUUAGUGACUUGCAAUGAAAGCACGGAACGGAACAACCUGUAACCGUGCCUCCCGUUAGCGGGGGCCGAGUUGUAGGGCAAGUCAAGCUGAGGACCGAUACCGAAGAUUGAACCGGAUGUGACGACGUUUGUGUAUGUCAUUGGCCUCAUCUGUCACCGGCGAGCGUUCGCGUUCAGCGGGUUGCCGUUUGAUACCAUCCCGCCGCCUUCGCCUUUCCCAACCCCGGGUUCAUUACCCGCUUAACUUUAUUUUAUAUCCACUUUUGUGCGUGUGCUCUUGCAAUAUACGCUACGUUUCACGCCAGCCGUCUUUCGAUGCAUGUUUUCAAAACCCUCGCGACGCGGGAGAAGCUUUAAAAGCGAAGCAGUUAAGUUAACUUAUUCUAAUCAUUGUUUGUGCGCGCGCGCGUGUGUGUGUGUGAGUGUGUGUAUAUUGCAACAACAAAAACAACAACAACAAAACAUGUUUAGCGCGUACAGUUUUGUGUGUGCUUUUGCUUUGUGGUCAAGCCAGCUUCCGCACCGCACAUUGUUACCAGCACACACAUACUAUUAGGGGCGGUCCCACAGUGUAGUCGCCAACUGGUACGACUUAAUCAUAUGCGCCUGUCAUGGAAUCAAGCCUCAUAUGCGUUAGCAAGGACUGACAUUGACUAUCCGGCUGCGCGUGGCACUGAGUAAGUUCUUUCGACAGCCUGUAUAGGCCGGCAUGUGCGCGAAGAAGAACAUUGUGUCGACCAGGGAAAGGGGGGGGGGGGGGAGAAGCUGCUUGCAGGAUAAUAACACCAAAUAUUUGAAGUAGGAUUAGUACGUUUAGAUUUUAGGUACGGCGCAGAGACGCAAACAGUAUGAUAGUGUAAAGUAAAAGUUACAAAAAAAAACAUAACGCAUCAGCAAAAUUGAGCGGACGAAAGGGAGUGCAGCAGUUGGGGAAAGCUUGAAGCGACGAGAAGAACAAGGGAGUAACAAAGGAAACCACUUUAAAUGCAUCCUUGGAUGUGGAUUACAUUGUUAUGUUGAUCGUAUCUUAUGAAAGCAAAGCCACAACACAAAUGAAGAACAACAUUCACACACACACACACCCACACAUGUAGUCGUAUGUUAGGUUUGGCACAAAGAAGGGCUAGAGGGAAAGCUACUCUAAGGCGCGGUCCAUACUACGAAAGCGCAAGAACCUUAUAACAAUCGCGUAACGUACAUUAGUUUGCUUUUUUAUUAUUAUUGUAUAUUGUUUAAACCAACGCCUUCCUCCCUUUCUCUCUCUUCUUUCUCUUUCUCUCUCUCUCUCUCACACACACACACUCCUUCUCGCUCCUUUCUCCCAUAGCCGAUCGUUGUACAUUAGGGUUGUGAACCGCUGCGGAGAAGUUAUUUGUUUAGGGUAUAGGUUUAUCUAUGUUUUGUUGUUUGUUGCGGUGAAAAAUCACCACCACCACCCACCCCCGCGUACAGUUGUGCUGCCGAGGGCAGGGAAGAAAAAAAAAGAAGGCGCGGGUGAUAAUUUAUGUUCCAAUUAGUGUUUACAACUAACAAAAUAACAACACACACACACACACAGAGAAACACGCGCCCACGUGUCCCAUUACUAGUCUCGUUUAUCGAUUGUGACGUUUAUUUCUUAUCAUUUUAUUUCACCUUUUCCCGGCCAUCUGCUCCCCAUUCAUUUCCACGCGAUAGACACACAACACACAGGCGCACAUGCACACACACACGCGUGCGUUGUUUCCUUUUUGUUAGAUGCCAGAAAGUUUGUAUAGAUUGAAAGUGCUUUUACGCCGGUAUUUGUGUAAAAAAAAAAAACACACACACACACACUAGUGUAUAGUGGCGAGGGUGAGGAGAUGCAGGAAUCGAAGCGCCGCCGGAAGAAAGGGAUAUAGAUUUUUACUUUUUGCGACAACCAAUGGUUGGCUAGGUCCUAGGACAAAGGGAUUGCAAAUUGGGGAGCUUCAGUUUCUGUUCUCCACGCCCCUCCCCCCCCCCCCCCCCAUCCCCUCCCCCUUCAACAGCUUCUUAGCUUCCUGCGAGGGGGAGGGAUGGUUUGUGUUAAAGGUGCAGCGCAGAUUAAAAAAGAAAACUAAAACGCGUAGAACAACGGAUGCGGAAGGAUUUGCAAACGGAGCAAAAGGGGAAAAAGGAAAUCACGGAGUUGUAAAUUAAUGGAAACGAAAACGCAUAAUUAAAUAUAAACUUUGUUGGUAUGAUA
Messenger RNA from Anopheles coluzzii, 6610 nucleotides. RefSeq lists its product as uncharacterized. Lineage: Eukaryota; Metazoa; Arthropoda; Insecta; Diptera; Culicidae. The transcript is spliced from 9 exons. Bases 520 to 4119 code for a protein of 1199 amino acids. The record is from RefSeq and is a predicted model, not a curated record. Gene Ontology annotation, molecular function: protein binding.